This is a messenger RNA of Diaporthe amygdali, 564 nucleotides long. Its product is annotated as 25-hydroxycholesterol 7-alpha-hydroxylase. The record is from RefSeq and is a predicted model, not a curated record. Lineage: Eukaryota; Fungi; Ascomycota; Sordariomycetes; Diaporthales; Diaporthaceae. The transcript is spliced from 2 exons. Gene Ontology annotation, molecular function: monooxygenase activity; heme binding; iron ion binding. The coding region runs from base 1 to 564 and encodes 187 amino acids.
AUGUUCCCAUCGAGCACCACAAACGCGAAGACAGCCACAUUACGUUCGAUGUCGACUGGUUACUCCAGUUGCCGGUCCUCCAAGCCGUCUAUGCCCAGACUACGGGAGGUCGUAGUCACGCCGACGACAGCUGCACGCAUGGACUCUGAAGUGUGGGACACCGUCUUGAAUAACGAGCACUCGGUUGACCAAUUUUGGAUUGGAAGAUUCCUCAGACAACCAUCAAAACUGGAGCACGAUAACGCACAAUCCAAAAAUCCUGCUUCUUAUCUAGUAUUUUUUACGAAAGGGCUCGAAGGGUCCUCGAUCCCCUACGGCGGCGGGCCGCGGAAAUAUCUCGGCCGUCACUUUGCGAAGCGACAGAUGUUACUCACCGGCGCCUUGAUGGUAAGCCUGCUUGACUGCGAGAUACUAGAGGCUGGUGUGAAUGUGCAGGAGGACUUCACGCUCAUGGGCUUCGACAGUGGCAUGUCGUAUCCUGCUGGCAAGGUUCCGAUGAGAAUACGGCGCAGGGACAAGAUCGACGCGUGUAGCUCAAGCAGCGGAUUUGGGGAUGCAUUGUGA